Messenger RNA from Rhopilema esculentum, 4299 nucleotides. The record is from RefSeq and is a predicted model, not a curated record. Lineage: Eukaryota; Metazoa; Cnidaria; Scyphozoa; Rhizostomeae; Rhizostomatidae.
AUCAACAUCACCACCAGCACAGGCACCAGCACAAGCACAAACACCAGCACAAGCACAAGUGCCAGUACCGCCCGAAGCACCAGCAUAAGCACCAGCACCAGCAACAGCACCAGCAUCAGCAUCAGCACCAGCACUAUCAGCAGCCCAAGCACCGGGUCCAGCAUAAUCAUCAGCACCACCACCAACACCACCACCAGCACCAGCACCAGCCUGAGCACCAGGACAGGCACAAGCGCCAACAGCAGCACCAACAAUAGCACAAGCACUGGUACAGGCAGCAGCACAAGUGGCAGUACCGGCCAAAGCACCAGCAUAAGCACCAGCACCAUCACCAGCACCAGCACCAGCACCUGCCUAAGCACCAGACAGGCACAAGCGCCAGCAUCAACAAAAGCAACAGCCCAUGCACCAGCACCAGCACCAUCACAGGCACCAGCACUAGUACAGGCACCAGCACAAGCGCCGCAGCCAGCCCAGGCACAAGCAGAAAUAACAGCAUCAGCACCAGCACCAGUACAAUUACAGGGUCCAGCACUUAAAGCAGAACCAGCACCAGCACAGGCACCAGCACAGGCACCGGCACUGGCACCGGCACUGGCACCGGCACAGGCACCAGCACCAGCUCCAGCUCCAGCAACAUUACUGGUACAAGAACCAGCACAAGCGCCAGCACCAGCACCAAAACCAGCACCAGCUUCAGCACUAGUACAGGCAUUAGGACGGGCACAAGCGGCAGCAUCAGCGAAAGCAACAGCACAGGCACCAGCACCAGCACUAGCACCAGCACCAGCACCAGCUAUUCUACUAAUUCAGGCAGCAGCACAACCGCCAGCACCAGCACCAGCACCAGCACCAGCACCAAUAUCAGCACCAUCACCAGCCCAAGCACCGGGUCGAGCAGAAGCAUCAGCACCACGACCAACACCAGCACCAUCACCAGCACUAGUACCAGCACCAACAUCAGCACCAGCACCAUCACCAGCCCAAGCAACGGCUCCAGCACAAGCAUCAGCACCACCACCAACACCAGCACCACCACCAGCACUAGCACCAGCACCACCAGCACCAGGACCAGAACCAGCAACAGCACCAGCUCCAGCUCUUUUAAUAGUACAGGUGCCAGCACAAGCGCCGCCAGCAGCCCAGUCACAAGCAGAUACAACAGCAUCAGCACCAGCACCAGUACAAACACAGGGUCCAGCACUAACAGCAGAACCAGCACCAGCACAGGCACCAACACAGGCACCAGCACUGGCACCAGCACAGGCACCAGCACAGGCACCAGCACAGGCACAAGCACAGGCACCAGCACAGGCACCAGCACAGGCACCAGCACAGGCACCAGCACAGGCACCAGCACAGGCACCAGAACCAGCACAAGCACCAGGCAGACGCACAAGCACAAGCACAAACACCAGCACAAGCACGAGGAACGGUACAAGCACCAGCACCACAAGCACCAGCACAAGCACCAGCACCACCACCAGCACCAGCACUAGCACCAGCACCAGCACUAGUACAGGCACCAGUACAAGCGCCGCCACCAGCCCGGGCACAAGCAGAAGCAACAGUAUCAGCACCAGCACCAGCUCCAGCGCCAGCUUCAGCACUAGUAGAGGCAUUAGGACAGGCACAAGCGCCAGCAUCAUCAAGAUCAACAGCACAGGCACCAGCACCAGUUCUUUUACUUGUACAGACAGCUCUUUUACUAGUACAGGUAGCAGCACAAGUGGCAGUACCGGCCAAAGCACCAGCAUAAGCACCAGCACCAUCACCAGCACCAGCACCAGCACCUGCCUAAGCACCAGACAGGCACAAGCGCCAGCAUCAACAAAAGCAACAGCCCAUGCACCAGCACCAGCACCAUCACAGGCACCAGCACUAGUACAGGCACCAGUACAAGCGCCGCCACCAGCCCAGGCACCAGCACCAGCAUCAGCUCCAGCUCCAGCACCAGCACCAGCACAAGCACUUGCACUAGUACAAGAUACCAGCACCGUCACUAGCACCAUCACCAGCACCAGCCUAAACUCCAGGAUAGGAACAAUUGCCAGCACCAAAGCCAACACCAGCACAAGCACUUGGUCAAAGACAAGCAGAAGCACCACCAUCAGCAUCAGCACCAGCACCUUUAAAAGCACCAGCUCAGGCACCUGCACUAAAUCAGGCACCAGCACAAGCACCACCAACAGAACAAGCACCAGGACCAAUACCACCUACAGCAGCAGCACAGGCACCAGCACCAGCACCAGCUCCAGCACCAGCACCAGCACAAGCACUUGCACUAGUACAAGAGCCGGCACAGGCAUAAGCACCAGCACAAACGCCAGCACAAGCACAAGCAAAGCUACAGGCACCAGCACCAUCAGCACCAGCACAAGCACCAACAACAGCACCAGCUCCAGCACUAAUUUAGGCACCAGUACAAGCACCGCCACCAGCCCAGGCACAAGCAGAGGCAACAGUAUCAGCAUCAGCACCAGCUUCAGCACUAAUAGAGGCAUUAGGACAGGCACAAGGGCCAGCAUCAGCAAGAUCAACGGCACAGGCAAAAGCACCAGCACUAGCACCAGCACAAGCAGCAGCAUUAGCUCUUUUACUAGUAAAGGCAGCAGCACAAGUGCCAGUACCGGCCGAAGCACCAGCAUAAGAACCAGCACCAGCAACAGCACCAGCAUCAGCAUCAGCAACAGCACUAUCAGCAGCCCAAGCACCGGGUCCAGCAUAAUCAUCAGCACCACCACCAACACCACCACCAGCACCAGCACCAGCCUGAGCACCAGGACAGGCACAUGCGCCAACAGCAGCACCAACAGUAGCACAAGCACUGGGUCAAGCACAAGCACCACUACCAUCACCAGCACUAGAACCAGCAUCAGGCUAAGUACCAAGACAGACACAAGCGGAAGCAUCAGCAAUAGCAACGGCACCAGCAGCAGCACCAACCUAAGCACCAGCAACGGCCCAAGUACCGGCCAAAGCACAAACGGCAGCCACAACACCAGCACCAGGACCAGCACAGUCACCAGCACCAGCACCAGCUCCAGCACCAGAACCAGCACAAGCACUGGGUCCAGAACAAACACCAGCACUAGUAUAGGCAGCAGCACAGGCACAAGCACCAGCACCAGCAGAAAGACCAGCACAAACACAAGCAACGGCACAGUACAGGUACCAGCACAAGCGCCACAACCAGCCCAGGCACAAGCAGAACCAACAGCCUCAGCACCAGCAGCAGUUAAAGCACCGGGUCCAGCCCUAACAGCAGAACCAGCAACAGCACAGGCCCCAGCACAGGCACCAGCACAGGCACCAGCACAGGCAUCAGCACAGGCUCCAGCACAGGCACCAGAACCCGCACAAGCACAAGCACAGGACCAAUACCACCUACAGCACCAGUGCAGGCACCAGCACAAGCACCACAACCCGCCCCAGCAAUACACCAGCACCAGUACCAGCUCCAGCGCCAGAACCAACAAAAGCACCGGGUCCAGAACCAUUAACAGCACCAGCUCCAGCACUAGUACAGGCACCAGCACAGGCACCAGCACAGGCACCAGCAGAGGCACCAGCACAGGCACCAGCACAGGCACCAGCAAAGGCACCAGCACAGGCACCAACACCGCACCAGCACAAGCGUCGCCAUCAGCCCAGGCACAAGCAGAAGCAACAUCAUCAGCACCAGCACCAGUACAAGCACCGGGUCCUGCACCAACACCAACACCAGCAAUAGCACUGGGUCAAGCAGAAGCACCAGCACCAGCACCAGCAGGAGCAGGAGCACUGGGUCAAGCACAAGCACCAGCACCAGCACCAGCAGAAGCACCGGGUCUAGCACAAGCACCAGCACCAUCAUUAGCACCAGCACCAGCACCAGCACCAGCACAAGCACAAGCACAAGCACCAGCAGAAGCACCAGCACAAGCACCAGAACCAGCAACAGCACCAGCUCCUGCACUAGAACAGGCACCAGCACCAGCGCAAGCACCAGCACAGGCACCAGCACAGGCACCAGCACAGGCACCAGCACAGGCACCAAUACCACCACCAGCACAGGCAUCAGUGCCAGCAUCAGCACACACACCAACACAAGCACAAGCAACGGCACAGGCUCCAGCACCACCAGCACAAGCACCAGCACAAGCACCAGCACAAGCACAAGCACAAGCACCAGCAGAAGCACCAGCACAAGCACCAGAACCAGCAACAGCACCAGCUCCUGCACUAGAACAGGCACCAGCACAAGCGCCGCGAUCAGCCCAGGCACAAGCAGAAGCAACAUCAUCAGCACCAGCACCA